This is a messenger RNA of Phyllopteryx taeniolatus (common seadragon), 3827 nucleotides long. It is a transcript of the gene micall2b, whose product is annotated as mical-like 2b. Bases 230 to 3091 code for a protein of 953 amino acids. The transcript has 16 exons. Gene Ontology annotation, molecular function: protein binding. NCBI's taxonomy places the organism in Eukaryota, Metazoa, Chordata, Actinopteri, Syngnathiformes, Syngnathidae. The record is from RefSeq and is a predicted model, not a curated record.
CUUCCACAGGUGUUAUUUCGGUGUUGACUUUCGAGGGCAGCACACCGCCCCCCUUGCCCGCGUCCCGGCGAGUUCCAGCGUGUCCGUGAAAAAAAGUUCCACGAGCGCCUUCCGUUUCAGAAGGAGGCAAGCUCCGCGGUGGUAGCAAGGGAAGGCGGGGGAGGGGAACCGCCGCCACUACUACUAGCACCACCACCACCACCGCGGUGGAGACACCGUGCUCGACGGGAUGUCGGCCGUGAAGGCUCUCCAGCAGUGGUGCCGGGUCCAGUGUGACGGCUACCGGGAUGUGACGGUCAGUAACAUGACUACGUCGUUCCGGGACGGCUUGGCUUUCUGUGCCAUCAUCCACAAACAUAGACCGGAUCUCAUCAAUUUUGACUCCUUGAAGAAAGAAAAUGUGUAUGAGAACAACAACCUGGCCUUUAAGGUCGCCGAGGAGCAGCUCGGAAUUCCCGCACUCUUGGAUGCUGAGGACAUGGUGGCGCUCAAAGUCCCAGACCGCCUGAGUAUCCUCACAUAUGUCUCGCAGUACUACAACUACUUCCACGGACGCUCCCCAAUUGGUGGCGUGGCGGCAGUAAAGCGUCCUGCCGACCCACCCUCGGACGGGCCGUCCGGAAAGAAGAACGCGCCGGUGGUCUCGAAGGUGUUCCCUUCGUUCAAGCCGUCUAAGGAGAACAAUCCUCCCACUUCAUCUAACGUUACACCACCUCUUCCCUGCCCGAGACAACCCAGAACCUCUACACAGGACGUUUCAGCUGAGAAAUCCCAGCAGACGGGAACUCUGAAUAACAAGUGUACGUCCUGCAACAAGCACGUUCACCUGGUGCAGCGACACCUAGUGGACGGGAAGCUCUACCACAGGAACUGUGCAAAGUUACUGGCUCCUCAAAACACAAGUUCACUCUUCAGAGAUGCUCCAUCCAGCGUCCCUCCUACAGCAGGCCUCUCCAUAAGCAACACAGUGACACGCACGGCGCCGCCCAGACUGGGCCCCACAGGGCCGGUCCAGAAACCAAGCCCCCCUUCCAGCAUUUCCAGCAGAUCUUCAUCUCCGCGUCGGCCCGCUUCAAACCUCACCACACCUGCUACGGAGAUUCUAACUGCUCCCGUCUCCAAAGGACCCGUGUCCAAUGACUCCAUCACUAUACCCGCCGGCGUCACCACCAAGCCUGUUGCUGCGCCUCGGACCUCCACCACGGCGGCCAAAACCAUCCAGUCCAAGCUUAAGUUCUUUCAGGCAGAAAGUGAUGAUAACAAACCUGCAAUCAAGACUACAGAUGCCUCCCUAGAAGGGUUUAAGUCUCCUGAUCCUAUCAAGGAAGCCCAAUCUGUGCCUGGAAAUAUUCAGAAUGUGGGUGAAAAUCAGCCUAAAUUGCACAUUGACAAAGACAAAGACAAAGCAGGUGGAAAGAAACAUGAAGACAGUCAGGGUAGUAAUGUUGGAAAUGGAAAUAUUGCUAAUGUGGGUAAAAUUCAGAUGAACAAACUUUUUGACAAAGUCAAAGCAGGUACAAAGAAUCAUGGAGACAGUCAGGGUAGUAACGUUGGAAAUGGAAAUGUUAGUAACGUAGGUAAAAGUCUGUCAAAGGAGCGUUUUGACGAAGGCAAAGCAGGUGCAAAGAAAGAUGGCGACAGUAAGGGUAGUAGUGUUGGAAAUGGAAAUGUUGCUAACCUGGGUAAAAGCCAGUGGAAGGAGCGUUUUGAUGAAGGCAAAGCAGGUGGAAAGAAACAUGGAGACAGUCAGGGAAGUAAUGUUGGAAAUGGAAAUAUGGCUAACGUGGAUAAAAUUCAGUUGAAGGAACUUUUUGACAAAGUCAAAGCAGGUGCAAAGAAACAUGGAGACAGUCAGGGUAGUAUUGUUGGAAAUGUGGGUAAAAGUCGGUCGAAGGAACGUUUUGAUGAAGGCAAAGCAGGUGCAAAGAAAGAUGGCGAAGGUCAGGGUAGCAGUGUUGGAAAUGAAAAUGUUGCUAACAUUGGUAAAAGUCAGUCAAAGGAGCGUUUUGACAAAGCCAAAGCGGAUGCAAAGAAAAACAAAGUCAGUGAGGGCAAUAAGGCGAAACCGGCGGACACCUCAAAGGAGGACAACAACAACAGUAAGCCAACGCCAAAGUCAGACCCGCCCAAGAAAAGUGACGCCACAUAUCAGGUCCAGACUGUGAAGAAGGAGACAGAGGGGGCUAGGGGGAGGGUGAGGCUCAAAGUCAACCCCUUCAUCCUCUCCGACUUGCAGCCUCCACAUUCGGACAAGAGUCCGCUUAGAACCAGAACUCCAGAAAGAGGCCCUGGGGGCUUGAAACCUGCGCCACCCAACACUUCAGAGAAGGAGACACCCACAGACUGGAGGUCCAUGCUCAAACCUGUCUCCAAAGAAUCAAAAUCUGCUGACUCAUCACAGUCCUCCACUAAAGUACAGACUAACAAUACCGGAGGCUCACAGUUACCAGAGAUGUCGCUAAGGCCUGUGAACCCUCCUUCAGUUCAAGGUGUCUGUAAUGGCCAAAGUAACCCCACAAACACAACAACAACAGGAUCAAAAGUCUUGAAGACAAAGCCAGACUUCAUUCCCCAAGAGAUGAUCCUGAAGGAGCUGAAUGAGAUUGAAGAUAAUCUGAACCGGUUGGAGAAGAGAGGGGUUGUGCUGGAGACCAAGCUGCGCCACAGCGAAGAUGAGGGCGAGGAUGACUCCCUCAUGGACGAGCUGAUGGUGGAGUGGUUCAGCUUGAUCAGGAACAAGCAGCUGGCCAUGCGGCGGGAGUCCGAGCUCGUCUACAUUGGUAAAACCCAGGACCUGGAGGAGCAGCAGCCCAGUGUCGAGCAGGAGCUCCGAAAGCUGAUAGACAAACCAGAACAUCUGAAAACAUCGUUUGAACGCAGACGAGAAGAAGAGCUGAUGAGCAAACUGAUGGAGAUCGUCAACAACCGGAAUGCCAUCGUAGAAGUUCUGGACGAAGACCGGCUCAGAGAGGAAGAGGAGGACCAGGAGCUGAACAAGUUGAUGGAGAAUUUCAGUGUAAAAAAAGACAAGUCAAAGAAAAAGUCUUCCAUAUCCAAACUGUUCACCUGGGGCAGCAAGAAGGAGGCGUGACGCCCGGCGGGAAAAACACCUUUGCUGCACUCCUACGAUGCUUUCGGUGUCACUCCACACGAUCACUGUCUCACUGAACCACUUGAUAUGCGUGUGCGUGUACAGUAUGUUGGUCAGGCAUCUUUCAUCUUAAGUAUUUCUUGAAAUAUUCCCAGCAUGAGGGGUUAAUGACAUACUAGUUUUGAGGGCUUCGGUGCUUCAGUUGUACAUUUUUAAUCCGCUUCCAGUCUUAAUCGGUCUACUUAAUGCGCACGCACACACGCACGCACACACACGCACACUAGUAACGCCACUGCGUCUCUUGCUGCUGACAUGCUUGUUGUAAACUAAUACGAGCGAUGAACAACAUUGGUAUUGCCAUUUCUUGCACUCGUAAGAUGGCUUACGAGCUCAAUUUAAAAAUGUUUACCCCCUGACUUUGACUUUUUUUUUUUUUUUUUUCUCCCCCCCACCCCACUUGGUUAAAAACCUCUGCUUAGUCUGAUGAGAUAUGGACUUGCUGUUGUGAUCCAUAUUGGAUCUGAAUUCAUUUAAAAUGCGUGCUCUGGUGCAUUUUUGUUUGUUUGUGUUGACCGCCUGCUAAGACACAAACAUAUUUAUUGUAUGUUUACCUGUUUCAUAGUAAUGGGAAUAUUAAUACUAAGAUGGAUCUUAAAAGAUGUUUUUAUCAUUAUAUGGUGAAACUGGCCUGUAUAUAUACACUAUGCUUUGAUUUGUAUUAAAAUAAUAUUUUUGA